This is a messenger RNA of Trypanosoma brucei brucei TREU927, 783 nucleotides long. RefSeq names its product NAD or NADP dependent oxidoreductase, putative. The transcript has a single exon. The record is from RefSeq and is a predicted model, not a curated record. Lineage: Eukaryota; Euglenozoa; Kinetoplastea; Trypanosomatida; Trypanosomatidae. Gene Ontology annotation, molecular function: 3-hydroxybutyrate dehydrogenase activity. The coding region runs from base 1 to 783 and encodes 260 amino acids.
AUGUUAUCAGGAAAGGUGGCGCUUGUUACUGGAUCGACCAGUGGUAUCGGGUUUGGAAUUGCGAGGCAGCUGGCGGCAGCUGGUGCCGACAUUCUCCUCAACGGAAAAGAAUCUUCCCUGAGGGACGCGAGUUUGUUGGAAAACUUGGAAAAGUACGGGCGACGUGUUCGCUACUUUGGUGCGGAUAACAGGUGCAGACCGGCCCUCGAGGAUAUGGUGAAGUAUGCAGAGGACGAGCUUGGCAAAGUGGAUAUUCUGGUUAAUAACGCGGGGAUACAGCAUGUCGCAUCCGUGACUACACUCCCAGCGGAGAAAUGGAAUGAUGUCAUCUCUAUAAACCUUAGUGCAUCUUUCCACACCAUACAACUUUGCCUACCGCGCAUGCAACAACGGGGUUGGGGCCGGAUAAUCAACAUUUCUUCCGUCCAUGGCAUAGUUGGUUCGGCUAAUAAAGCGGCGUACUGCGCUGCCAAGCAUGGGUUACUCGGUCUUACUAAAGCAGUUGCACUAGAGGUCGCGACAACAGGCGUCACUUGCAACGCCGUGUGCCCCGGCUAUGUUCGCACACCUUUAGUUGAGGUGCAAGUGAAGGCCAUCGCCGAUGCAAAGUUUAAUGGAGAUAUUGAAGCCGCGAAAGUUGAGCUUCUGCGGGAAAAGCAACCUUCAAAGAGCUUCAUAACAGUUGAACAGGUUGGGGAUGUUGUACUGUGGCUCGCGAAUCCGUCUUCCAGUCAAAUCAACGGCUCAAACAUUACAGUGGACGGUGGCUGGACAGCACAGUAG